Molecule: messenger RNA, 630 nt
Organism: Nerophis lumbriciformis (worm pipefish)
Lineage: Eukaryota; Metazoa; Chordata; Actinopteri; Syngnathiformes; Syngnathidae
Source: RefSeq, a predicted model, not a curated record
AUGUCAGACGAUGAGUGUCGCUCUCCCAUUGGCCUGGACUGUUGCAGCUGCUGCCUGGACCUAGCCAACGGUUGUGAUGACUCGGUGUCUCAGGGCCUCAGCACGACACCGGUGAGCCCUACCAGCCCUAGUGUCAGUCACUUUCGUCAGCUCCGCAACCAGCUGGUCUACCAAAACCUCAACACAGACAAGCUGAAUAACAUCAUGCGGCAGGACUCACUUGAAUCGGUUGUAAGGGACCCCUGCUUCCUGCUCAACGAGGGAAUCUGCAACAGCAACAUAGACCAGACCAUGCUGUCUAUCUUACUCUUCUUUCACAGUGCCUCUGGUGCUAGCGUGGUGGCCAUUGACAACAAGAUAGAGCAGGCAAUGGACCUGGUCAAGAACCACCUAAUGUAUGCGGUGCGGGAGGAGGUGGAAAUUCUCAAGGAGCAGAUCAAAGAGCUGGCGGAAAAAAACGACCAGUUGGAGAGGGAAAACUACCUGCUGAAGAACCUGGCAAGUCCGGAACAGCUAGAGAAGUUCCAGUCUCGAAUCCCCACAGAUGUUCUGCUCCCACUGGACAAUCAGAGCGUCCAGAUGAUGUCAGAGCAGCAGACCUGCAGUCGCAAUACAGGCUCUGCUGUGUAA